Molecule: messenger RNA, 699 nt
Organism: Candidozyma auris
Lineage: Eukaryota; Fungi; Ascomycota; Pichiomycetes; Serinales; Metschnikowiaceae
Product: J-type chaperone JAC1
Exons: 1
Coding region: 1-699 (232 amino acids)
Biological process (GO): protein complex oligomerization; [2Fe-2S] cluster assembly
Cellular component (GO): mitochondrion
Molecular function (GO): protein-folding chaperone binding; ATPase activator activity
Source: RefSeq, a predicted model, not a curated record
AUGUGGCGCUUCACUAGAUGGCCCCAUGCAUUGCAACUGAGACUCAUGUUGGGUGGAGCACGCCAGUAUGCCACACAUGUGAAAAACUACUUCGAGCUAUACCCAAGAACUUUUCCAAAUGGAGGACCGCCGAAGGACUCAUUCAUCAUCAACGAGAGACAAUUGAGACGGGAGCAUCGGGGCCUCCAGAGUGAAAACCAUCCAGACAUCAUUGUAGGGUCUGCAUCAAUACAAAAUAGCAAUGGUGAAAAGGCCACAAGCGACAAUCAGAUCUCCUCGCUUCUAAAUAGUGCUUACUCAACCAUCAGAAAUCCUUAUACUAGAGCAGCUUAUCUCGUCAGAACUCAACAUCCAGAAAAACUUGAUAUCACACAAGAUGAGGUUUCGAAAGAGCUUAUCGCUAAAUUCCAGGAGCAGUCUUCUGAGUACUCAUUAGACUAUAAGAUGCUUCUCAUGACAGUGCUUGAAGCACACGAAUCACUUGAGAUGGCUGCUACCGAGGCUGAUUUGGAGCCAUUAUCUGCUGAGAACGAUGAGAGGAUUAGAGAAAGCGAGGAAAAAUUGGACAAGUUGUUCAGGACGGAGCCGAUUCAUUGGAAUGCCAUUUUGAUAGAGACCAUCAGAUUGAAGUACUGGAUGAACAUCGCAAAUGGCAUCAAAGAGUGGGAGCCAGGUAAGCCUGUUCUAUUGACGCACUGA